AUGCAUAUACACUUCUCGAAUUUUUGUCCUAUUUUCACGAAAGCGAUUCCGGAAUCAUUACACUGGUUUGCGUACAAUUCCGAUACUCAUUUGCCAAACAACGAUCGAUUUACUCCCAUUGCCAUCAGAAAGACAUCAGCACAGUACAGGCGCCUUCUAUCUUUCAGCAUGAAACACACACUUCCUACUGGCUCAAUACAAACAAAAUCUACUCCCAUCCGAGCACUCCUGACAAAACAAACAAAGUUAAGCAGUAGCGUUAUGGAAGCUCCUGCAAAACUCGUGAAACAAGAUAUCGUCGCACGAGUAUCGUCUCUGACGAGUCCAACGAAAUCCCAAUAUACGGUGCGAAAUAAUUUCAAAGCAGUAAAUGUUAAGCGAGUGUCAAAGAAAACGAUCUACGAUCAUAGUUAUUCGCGUCAGCCAGUCAUAACAUCGACAACGAGCAACGUGGAUAUAAAAAUUAUUUCACCUGAGCCAUCGCAUCCGUCUCCGUUAGACUCUGACUAUGAUCAUCAUGUAUCCGUCGCUCGAUCUAACGAACAUUCGUUUGAGCUUCUACAGUUGAACAAAUCGAAUAAGGACGGCAAGUUUUCGCAGUGUUCACAUUAUACAUCUUCAAAGGUAAAAAAGAACAUAUUGGAUAUUAACUCGUUGCCUCACAAUCAAUUCACAAGUCACCGACCAAGAAUGACUUCCGACAUCACAACCGAUAGAAUAAUAAGAAAUGAUCAUAAAAAACGCAAAAUGUAUGCAGCUCGUUUUCCUCUUUGGUGUGUAAUCCUGUCCUGCAUGUGCUUUGUUUUCCUAGCACUUGUUAUUGCUGCGAUUAUUGCACUCACUAUAGUUUUAACAAAGACCAAGACAACAACUUCAACGACACUUCCAACGGUAUCAAUGACCACGACCACUCCUGGUGUUUAUUGUGCUACUACUUGUACGGGUAGUUUUAAUUCGUCUGCCUCAACCACGUGUGGUCUGUAUUGUGAUGACGGUGGCGGCUACUAUUGUCGUCCCACUUCGACUUAUUGCGCUGGUAAAUAUUUUAGUCCAACUGGCUUUGGACAUUGUGACCCUGCGAGUAGUCAGUAUACAGGCCCUUGUAAUACUACUGAUCAUUGCUGUGUUUACGAUAAUUUUAUUCCUGACUAUUAUUGUCUCAGUCGGAGUUCAUGUGGUUUCAGUGGAUAA
Molecule: messenger RNA, 1191 nt
Organism: Adineta ricciae
Lineage: Eukaryota; Metazoa; Rotifera; Eurotatoria; Adinetida; Adinetidae
Source: the annotation of a GenBank genome assembly